GGCACUUUCGAACAAUACCCUGUGUACGAGAAGGCGAAGAUGGCCGACCCAGGAAGACAGACUGUUGUUGACGUGGCUUCACAGGAAAAAGGAGACCAGAUAUCAUCUGAUGACUUGCAGUUUCACGACUUCAGUGGUGCCACCCUGAGUGAUGGGGGCGGGGGGUUGCCAGGCGACAGAACCAGCCGGAUGUCCAGUGAUGACGAACCUCUACUGGAUGCAGACUCGGACCAAGCAGAGCUUCUAGGAGGACAGAAGAAGCAGUCACCUUUCUGGACUUUUGAGUAUUACCAGGAUUUCUUCGAUGUGGACACCUAUCAGGUGUUACAUCGUAUCCUGGGCUCAAUGCUCCCCAGACCUGGGAAGAACUUCCUCCUGACACAAGUCCGACCAAACCCUGACAUCUACGGUCCCUUCUGGGUGUGUCUGACACUAGUCUUCACCACGGCCAUCAGUGGGAACCUGGCUAACUACUUCAGUGUGGCCAGCAGUGGGUCGGAGUACCACUGGGUCUAUGACUUCCACAAAGUGACCCUGGCAGCAGCAGCGAUCUUCAGCUAUGCGUGGCUGAUCCCCACGGCUCUGUGGGGCUUCCUGUGGUGGAGAAACUCCCAGCCUCACUUCACCUUCCUGGAGAUCAUCUGUGUCUACGGGUACUCUCUAUCCAUCUAUGUGCCCAUAUCGGUGCUGUGGGCCAUCCCGGUCCCUGCUGUCCAGUGGGCACUGGGGCUGGUGGGCAUGCUGCUGUCUGGGUCUGUUCUAGUGCUAACCUUCUGGCCUGCUGUUAGGGAUGAUGAGAAAAAGGUGACAUAUCUGACCUUGGUUCUAAUCUUCAUUCUACAUGGACUACUGGCAGUGGGCUUUAUGCUGUAUUUCUUCAGUGUCCCGCUCCAGAUGGGUCCUGUCACCCCACAGCCACACAGGACAACCAUUGCUCCAGUAGUACCCACCAGUAAAGCAUAGACAUCACCUAUUUAGUUACAAUUACAUCUCUUCAAUUGGAUAGGAUUUGGAGCUUACAUGUACUUCCAGCCAGACAUUGCAAAUGACAUCCAUCACUCUUAUUUAGCAUCACUAGAAUGAACUGGGAGAACAAGCCAGUACCAGUACAAUCUUGUGGCAUCCUGAGGAUGUGUCCAAAUAUAGACCACCUUGAUUGCUCGGCUUUUUCAAAGAGAGGUAUGGUGUUACAGAUUCUGUACAAAAUAUGGUUGAACAUGAUACCAAGUCUUAUCCACUUGUAGAGAUGGAAUUGUCUGAUGAUAUUGCUUACCUGUAUGUCUAACCUUUAUGAAUAUACUAGUUACCACAGUCUUAACAAGGACAUACAUGUAGCUACAGUAUGGUCUGAUAGAGUUCCUCCAUGGUUUCUGUCUUUCAGUACUAACAAGUACAAAUCCUAGUUCACAAUCUACAGCUUUGCCUGUGGCUGAAUAGUCCAAUUCAUGUGUGACAGUCUCUUUUGCAUAGUUAAGCCACAUUUGUGGGCUAGCUUAGUUUUGUUUGAGUUAUAGUGGCCUUCCCUGUGGAUCCACUUUUCUUCUGUGGCAUGCAUCAGUUGGGCUUCUCCUGGUUUCUGUUGCUUGGUCAGUGUAGCUUAUAGUUGGAAUUAUUGAACUGUUAUGGUAUAUAAAAUGCUUUCAUUGGCCAGGGGCCAAGGCUAAUAGUUAAAGUGCAGCAGCUGCCAGCCAGGUAGAAUUGUCAUGGGGAUGGCACAUGACAGUUGCAAGUACAUUUUGUUCAAAUUUGUAGGUUAUUGGUUUAAGUCUGGUUAUGUUACUCAAAGUUUUCUUUAUGCCAGCAGGCAAAGCAAUGAAACUCAUCUAUGUGUAUAUUCAUUCAUAAACAAACCUGAUGUAAUUAUUUGCAAUGAAUUCUAGAUAAGAGACUGUAGGAAAAGAUUAUCAAUGUAUAGUGAACUAUGGAUAGAGAGGGUAGUAUAGUUUUAUUUAUAAUGCUGGGUCAGUCCUUUUAUAUAUGCUGUUGGGCAAUGAGAAUAAAGACAUCAGGAUAUAAAAUUA
Molecule: messenger RNA, 2021 nt
Organism: Branchiostoma floridae (Florida lancelet)
Lineage: Eukaryota; Metazoa; Chordata; Leptocardii; Amphioxiformes; Branchiostomatidae
Product: protein YIPF1-like
Exons: 10
Coding region: 40-963 (307 amino acids)
Biological process (GO): vesicle-mediated transport
Cellular component (GO): membrane; Golgi apparatus
Molecular function (GO): small GTPase binding
Source: RefSeq, a predicted model, not a curated record